Messenger RNA from Effrenium voratum, 612 nucleotides. NCBI's taxonomy places the organism in Eukaryota, Dinophyceae, Suessiales, Symbiodiniaceae. The record is from the annotation of a GenBank genome assembly.
AUGCACCAUGGCGUGAAGAAGGAGAACUUCCAAAGGCUGAAAGUUCAGAUCGGCGUGGCCCGCGAGAAGGUCAAGGACCUUCAGCGAAGGAAGCUGCGUGAGGAGCACGAGAAGGAGGUCGCAGCGAUGAAGGAAGCUCUGACAGAGAAGGUGGAGGCUCUGCUUCAGAGGGUGCAGAAGGCAGAGGAGUCGCUCCAGAAGGUGGAGGAGGAGGCGAAGGUCUUCAAACAGGGCAAGGACAUGAAGUCACUGGAGAUGGUGAAGCUUGCGGACGACCUGGAUGUGCAGAUUAAGGCUGAGAGGGAAAGCCUUGAAGCGCUGAAGAAGGACAUCGCCGGCGUGAGGGAGGGCGUUGACGCGGAAAUCCUCUCCUGGUUCACUGCGCAGGCGCGGCCCGUGGAGACGAAGUUCAAGUUCCUGGAGCCGCGUCUCAGUGCCCUCACCACCGGCUCUGCCAGGUUCCGGGAGUCUGCGAAGGGCAAGAGCCGACUGGAGCUUCAGCAGAUCGAGCAGAGUGCGGAGGCCAUGCUCAGGUGGCACCAGAAAGCCAAGUCCUUGACGCCCGAUGAGGUGGCCGACGCCUUCGGCGGGGAUGCCGUGACCGAGGAGUGA